AUGCUCUUCUUUGACGGUGUUCAAUACUUUUUCAAAAAAUCCAAAAAUCCAAAAUGGUCAAAUAUCCUAGGAAGACUGGCACUGCAGGGUCUCCGCACCCUGAUACUUCCAUCAGCUCAGCAGACCCAGCCAAAUGUCAAGCUUCCGCCGCUUCCGAUCAAGAGGAGCGCCACUGCAGCUCAACGGACCCAGUCUAACGUCAAGCUUCUGCCGCUCCUGAUUGCGAGGAGCACCACUCGGGAUUCCCAAGAACCUGCGACUUGGGUCUUCCGACGUGGAAUAGCCGCAUUCCAAGCCAAGAACUAUCAACGUGCGGUUCGAUAUUUUGAUCAAGCAUUUGAGGCAUCCUCAAAUGAAUCCAUCACGCUUAAAAUCAAUAUCCUUGAUAGUCGCGCAGCAGCAAAGGAAAAACUUGAUGAUAUCAAGGGUAGUUUAUCAGAUGCAAAACUGACAAUUGUGUGCACCUCUUCUUGA
Molecule: messenger RNA, 474 nt
Organism: Puccinia triticina
Lineage: Eukaryota; Fungi; Basidiomycota; Pucciniomycetes; Pucciniales; Pucciniaceae
Exons: 1
Coding region: 1-474 (157 amino acids)
Molecular function (GO): protein binding
Source: RefSeq, a predicted model, not a curated record